Messenger RNA from Alligator sinensis (Chinese alligator), 12033 nucleotides. RefSeq names its product double PHD fingers 3 (gene DPF3). The record is from RefSeq and is a predicted model, not a curated record. The transcript is spliced from 11 exons. Gene Ontology annotation, cellular component: nucleus; nBAF complex. Bases 509 to 1645 code for a protein of 378 amino acids. Lineage: Eukaryota; Metazoa; Chordata; Crocodylia; Alligatoridae. Gene Ontology annotation, biological process: nervous system development.
UCAAAUGUCAGUACCCAUGUAAUUUAUUUUCCUGGUGAAAUGGCAUGCAUCCAAUCCUGGCAUGUGAAGAAGGGGGCAUGCCAUCUGGGAAAUGCAAGGCAGCGACAGCAAGGCAAAGAGACAAUGAAUGACCCAUGCUUUAUCCCCUACUCCUCUCUCUCUCUCUCUCUCUCUCUCUCUCUCUCUCUCUUCUUUAAAGAAACAGUGAGAUAACUGCAAAAAGUCUUUCCCUCCUCCCACUCACCCCCCCCCCCGCUCACUCAAAUUCGGGGCGGUGACAGCCCUAGGAGUGUGAACUGCCCCUUUAAAACCUGCUCUCUUCCAGUUCUACAGAAAGGGAGUGACCUCUGGGCUUUGACAGCUCCCCUAAUAACUAGCAGAGCCCGAGCUCCGCCCGCGGCCCCUGAUUGGACCGCGGGCCGGUAUCCCGCGCGCGGAUUGGCUGGCCGCUUCCCCUGAGCGAACCUUUAGAACUCCGAGGCACAAUAUUCUGUUACAUUGUAGCAAAAUGGCGACUGUCAUUCACAACCCCCUGAAAGCACUUGGGGACCAGUUCUACAAAGAAGCCAUCGAACACUGCCGCAGCUACAACUCCCGGCUCUGUGCUGAGCGCAGCGUCCGCCUUCCCUUCCUGGAUUCACAGACUGGGGUGGCUCAGAACAAUUGCUAUAUUUGGAUGGAGAAGAGGCACCGGGGACCAGGCCUGGCUCCGGGUCAGCUGUACACGUAUCCUGCUCGCUGCUGGCGCAAAAAGAGACGCCUACACCCUCCAGAGGAUUCCAGGCUGAAGCUGCUGGAAAUUAAGCCUGAAGUUGAUCUGCCUCUCAAGAAGGAUGGGUUCACAUCAGAGGGAACCACGCUGGAGGCCCUGCUGCGUGGAGAAGGGAUUGAGAAAAAAAUGGAUACUAAAGAAGAAGACACUAUACAGGAAAUCCAGAGGGUUCUGGAAAAUGAUGAAAAUGCAGAUGAAGUAAAUGAGGAAGAAGAUUUGGAAGAAGAUAUUCCAAAACGAAAGAACAGAGCCAGAGGAAGGGCUCGCGGAUCUGGAGGUGGAAGAAGAAGGAAUGAUGCUGCCUCCCAGGAUGACCAUGACAAACCAUAUGUUUGUGACAUCUGUGGCAAGCGUUACAAGAAUAGGCCUGGACUGAGCUACCAUUAUGCUCACACUCACCUAGCCAGUGAAGAGGGAGAUGAAGCUCGGGAGCAGGAGACACGCUCCUCACCUGUGCACAGAAAUGAAAAUCACAAACCCCAGAAAGGACCAGAUGGGGCCAUCAUUCCCAAUAACUACUGUGACUUCUGCCUUGGCGGCUCCAACAUGAACAAAAAAAGUGGCCGGCCAGAGGAGCUCGUGUCAUGCUCAGACUGUGGGCGCUCUGGACACCCAACCUGCCUGCAGUUCACCACAAACAUGACUGAGGCUGUCAAAACCUAUCAGUGGCAAUGCAUUGAGUGUAAAUCCUGUAGCCUUUGUGGGACCUCUGAGAAUGAUGACCAGCUGCUCUUCUGUGAUGACUGUGACCGUGGCUAUCAUAUGUACUGUUUAAACCCACCCGUCUUUGAGCCCCCAGAAGGGAGCUGGAGUUGUCAUUUGUGCCGGGAGCUACUCAGAGAGAGAGCAUCAGCUUUUGGCUUCCAGGCCUGAGGGGUUCCAUCAAUCAAGCUGCAGUUUGCUCUUUGACUUGUGGUACCAGCACACAUUUUCCAUCCAGAACACAAAGACACAACACACAUCAAAGAGAAUGGACACUCAAACAUAAGAAGAGGUAUCUACAGAAUUUACUGUCAAAGAGUAGGUUUCACUAAUACAGUACCUCCUGGGUUCUACUAGAAGGAACAUGUCUGCUUUUUUCAAUCCUCCUAAUGAAAUCUUUUCACUGCCAUGCAUGGUUGCUGCUGUACUGUAAUAGGCUUACAUGCAUUAUAUUAAGGGGGGAAAUUGUUAUAUUGACAUUGAGGAGUCGAUUUUGUGUGGCCUUGUGCUCUUUGUUUGGUCUUCUUUUAAAAGAAAGAAAUAGCAACCUAUCUCCCAAACAAUUACUGAUGAGGUGCUGUGGUUGGGGUAUUAGAAAUUGUGACACUUCAUGGGCUUGACUGGAAACCUCUUUACUGCAACUACAUUGUAGACCUAGGCCGGCUUUGAAGGUUGCAUCAUUUUAGUUCUUCCUGAGUCAUGAAUAAUAUAAGCAUGUUGUCACUGACCUCAAAUUCCCUGUGUGACAGUUUCUUUGCUGGAUAUAACCUUUUGAUUGUGCUGACUUCAGAAUUUUGAUUUUAGUGUAACUCAAAAAAGAACGCAAUACAUGUAUACACACAUACAUAUUCCACCCCAUCUAAUUUCUUAUAAUAUACAGGGAGAAAUCCUGGAGUGAAGUUGUUAAAUAUUCCAGGCCAAUAAUUUUGUUUUGUCUAUAAAGAGGUGAAGAAGUACAUCUCUGCACAAACCUGAUUUUUUUGUUUUGCUGUCUAAGAUGAACAUUUUUGGGAGAAAAAACCUCUUUUUGAAUCAACUCAAAAUGAAAAUCUUUCUAGUUCCUUGCUGAACUGAAAAAAAAUAGCUUGGAAUCAAACAAAACAUUUUAUUGUGGGUUUUUAACAUUUUUAAAUUAAAUGUUGGCAUUUUUUUAAAUGAACAUGUUUUCUGUCAGCCGAAAGUUGAAAGCUGUGUUCUAAACACUUGCAAACUACUUGUCAAAUCCAAGUUAAAUUUGCAAACAGUUUUGCCUUCCCACCUCCACAACUAUAUUUUUUGGCAAUUACACUAUUUGUUCCUCCUCCAAAACUCACCCUUUUUAGUGAGGGGUAAAUAAAAACAGCUUUAUUUUAAUUGAACAAUCCUUUAUGGUGUAUCAUACUUAAAUAGAAUGGCGUUGAACUAAUUUCUCAGGAAAGGAAUCUGACCAAUUUAGUUUUAUUGUCCAAGCUAAAUGAAAUGGAGAUUAAAAAGAAAAGAAAAACCUUGCUUGCUUUUGUUAGCAAUUUCUCAUUUCAGUAAUUUAAGGUGUAUUCCAAAUGUCCCCGUAAGGCUGUAAACAUAUCACUUAUGAAUCUGUCGAGUGUUCAAGAAUGGUCUUUAUCUGUAUGUGAUAUGUAAAAUACAUUUAUAAAAAGAUUAAAAAGCUGGCAUAAGAAUAGGAAUGUUGUAUACAUUGGUGAGCAUCCCAAGCAUCAUGAGUGACUCAGGUUGCUUAUACAAAUAGGUAAGGACACACAAGAUUGUAUUUGGAAAAUCCAUAUAAAUUGAAGCCUUUCUGCAAUACCAUCUCCACAAACAUUUAAAAGAACAUGAUCUAAAAGAUGAGUUCUUCUCUAUCUUAGUAAUAACACCUUAAAUUAUUGAACUGAAAUAAAUUGUACAGCUUUUUUCUAUUUCUCCAUUUUACUCUCUCUCUCUCUCUCUCUCUCUCUAACUUGAAUUUCUCUAUUUUACACACACACACACACACACACACACACACACUCACUCACUCACUCACGGUUCUUUUAAACUUUUUGCACUUCUAUCAGGUUGGGCACUGCACAUAGGCUAGUCAGUUUUAUAUUUUUGCUUUCAUAGUUUUACACUCAAAGCUAUCAUAUUGUAUACACAAACCUAAAAUAGAAGUGUUUUAAUCCCCCUAAAACUGCCUCUAAAUUCCAGUAUAGCAUGUGAACACUUUAUUUCUAGUCAUGUUGGACCUAAGGUGCUCCUCGUAGAGCUGCAUUGUUUUUACCCAGGAUUGAUUUGAUCCAUUAGUUUUUGUGGGAGAACAUAACCUAAGCUGAAAACCAGUCAACAGUGUUUUGAGAGAGUACAGACACCCUUUGGUGUGUGUCAUGAUUUAGAAGGGUAAGAUAGAAGCCACUGCAGCCACAUAUUACGUGACCCGGCUGCCUCAGCCACUGCAUAUACAUUCUCUAAACAGUACCUUUUUAAAAAUGGUAAAUGAACCAUCCUUCUUCCAACCCUGCUGGGCAGCGUGCUGAAGCAUUUCCAACUGCUCAUCCCCAUGGUUUCAUCCAGUCCUCUGAGCUGCCCUAGCCUGCCUGUUCUGCUCCCUUGUGCCAUCUAUUAGAAUCUCCUGAGGAGGAACUGAGAGAAGCUGUCAUUUUCCUCCCAUGCAUAUCACCUUAGUUUUCCCUCGGCAGUUAUCCUAGAUCUGCACCAGAGAUGGAGCGUGCUGGAAUAAGCAUAGGGUGCCCAAACUUUCUACUAGGGAGAACUGUGCUGGCACCUUGUCAGAAGCAGGAAGGCCACACCUUACAUACUUCUGUCACAAGAGGUCCAUAAUCUUCACAUUUGCUUGGACUUGCACCUGCCUUGAGAGAUGAUUAGAAAUUGCCUGGUGUUUUUGCUAAACAGCAAUAAAAAUGUGGAGCUGUUUAGCUAUGCUAUCACCAGCCUGUGCUUUGGGGAAGACUGCUGCAGCAGACCACCUCCAGAGACUCCUUGCUGCCUGUUUGGCCUGUCAGCUGCACUUUAGGUCCCUCUGAACAAAGCUUUAAUGGAACUGAUUGUUUUUACUGCUUCUGCACCCUGUGUAUGUUGAUGUGACCAAGACAGUGUUAAUUAGCUAUAUUCCAGAAUCCACAUUCACACCCCAUUUCACUUUCUGUGGCUUUAAGGCAUUUUACAGCAUAUCUUCUCCUCCCACAACUAUUCUGCAGUGAGGAUGAUCCUUUCCUUUUGGAAAUGUUUAUUAAUAGUGGUGCUGAAGUUUCAUCACUAAUGAGGUGUGACCAAAGGAUAAAUCAUUAGAUCUUAAAUUGCAAAAUAUUCUUUACCAUAUGAGUUAAGCUUAAUAGGACCUUGCUUGUCAUGGUCUGGUUACAUUUCACUCUCUGUGGCUUUAUUCUCACAUCUCUAUGUGCACAGACAGUUCCAGCUAACUUCUAGCAGCAGGUUAGCUCCAAAGCUCCCACUUCACCAUUAAGAAGUUCCUGCACCAAACAAUUCCCCUCUUCUGCCUUAUGCUAAGGCAAGAAGUUGAUACAUUUUACUCUGUAAUAACUUUUAGCAUAGCUGUAGAGCUGUGCACAUCCUGAAGUUCUUUACAGAGAUUAAUUAAUUGGCACAAUAACCACUGGAAGUAAUACCAUAUCUGUUUUACAGAGGCAGCAGAGAGCCCAUGUCACAAAAAGGAGAAAUGGGAUUAGAACACUUGAGCCCUGAUUCAAGUUCUAACAUUUGGAUUCACUUCCCUACUGCACUGUCAUUGGUGCAAACUUCUUUAUAGAAACAGCCCCUGAUUAGGCAGUGUAUGAAGCAACAUAUAAUCAAGAUCUUUGAGGAGAACAUUUCAGGGACUCUGACUUCAUGCCUGUCCUUGUCAUGGCGAGGAGGAACAUUUUGCAUCCUUAAUAAAUGUCUGUCAAUCAAGCUGGCACCAUUAAAUUCUCACUCUAUUUGUUUGCCUGUUUCACAGGACUGUAGCUCUUAAAGGCUGUAAAAAACCUAAAUGAAAGUAUUAAAAGUGAAAGCUUAUAGUAUAGGGGUACAUCUGUACUGCAGGAAAAACACAGGUGUGUUCUUCAAUGAAGACUAGGCAACUUGGAUUUUAAUUUGGCAUAGCAGCACAAGGAUAUAGACUUGAACUGACUUACUAAGGAAAACAAUCUCAAAUUGCCUUGUCCUCACUGCUAUUCCAGUCCAAAUUAAAUAACCUAGUUUUGCUAAUCCGAAUUUUUGAGAUUGUCAAGCACUUUUUGCACUGGUGACUUAUCCAGUAAAGACGUUUCUCCAGUUACUCUCUUAUGUGACAUUGUGGACAUUCAGUUAUGUAAGUUUGUUGAUAGUAUUUGAUAUGAGUAGAGUAUAAUACAUUUUUUUGUUAAUUGAGUCCCUUUGGAAAGAACAAACUGCUAAUGGAAAUGGUAGUUUCUGCCUCUCUGAAGCCUUCAGCUCAUGACUAGAUACAUCUCUGGAAGACAAGCUUUAAUCAAAUCGAGUGAGUCAAACAUAAGAAUAACUGGGUGAAAUUCUAUGACUGGUGUUAUGCAGGAUGUCAGACCAAAUGAGGCAGUUGUUCCUCCUGGUCUUAUUAUGAAAACACAUUAGCUGAUUGAUGGGUUCUGUGAAAAUACAAGCCUUGUCUACACAAUACACAAUAGACUUAGAACAUAUUACUUAAAUGCUCACAAAUUUAAGCCUCCCCCCCGCCGUUUCUUUUUUAGUCCACAGACUGCAAUUGUAGGAAAUAAGGGUGCAGGGAGUUGCAAAUUGCAAAAAUUAUCACCCUGGUACUUUAGCUUCCCAACACAAGUAUCCUUCUAGGGAGGACUAACUAUCAGUUCAACACAUCUUCCAGGCAGCUUGGUCAUGGCCUCAUCCUGUCUGGCUCUGUUUUCCACAAUGUAUCAUCUGAUUCCAGGAAGAGAUGCAGAGGGUAGGCAGUUGCUGCAGGUUUGUAGCACCCUACCUGGAAUGAGAGCAUCAAUGAGCCAAGUACAGGAUCAGAAAAACAGACUGCAUCUAGACAGUUCCUUUCUCUUCGACAUUGUGUACUGCCACAUCAAUGUGCUUAAUUUACUAUUAGGAACGAACAUCAAUACCUCUCUCUCCAUGUUAGCCUUUCAGUUCUAAUACAGCUACAGAAACAUGAGCUGUAUCCCAUUCUGCCUCAAAGAAUCAACACCAUUUGCCAGUGGCUUACUUUUGAUAUCCAAGCCUGAGUUCACAGGAUUGACAAGAAAAAAGAAAAGAAAAACAAAACCCACAACUUGGCUUUUAAUGAAUCCCUUUUAAUCUGGAAGCAGAGAAAAUAAAUAUGGCAUCCCAUAAUGUCAUUUGUACACAUUCCUGUGUCUGACUAGAACCACACUUCAUUGGAUUGGGAGGGAAAUUUCUAUUGCUAUUUGAAGCCAGGAAGAGGUGUAAAAUAAUGUGGUGGUAGCAGGGUUUGGAUUUCACAGUGGCUGCUCAGCAAUAGCCUUGAUGCUGUGCAUUAAGCUUUUUUUCCCCUGUGAUCAUGGGACAUUAACUUCCAGCUCUUCCCCUUUGGUGCAGGGCCUGAAAAUAAUUAAUAGUUUCUAAGGAAGAAAAAUGAGCUGCUGAUUUUUCCCUCCCUUUCACCAAGAACAGGAGUACUUUGCAUUCCUUCCAACAACUUUACGUGGUCGUUGAAGGUUAGUUGCUCUUCCUUUUGCCAAUGAUUUUACCUUCUUUACAGCAAAAUGCCUUUGUGCUUUCAUAGCACCUUACAUUUGAAAAUCUGCAAGUGCUUUUUAAAGAGUGAGUUUUAUCUCAAAAUAACAAAUGGCUCCCGUGGUUUCUCAUGGAAAACGGAGGCACAGAGGUCAAUGCCAACUUUUUCAAGUGUCUGUUAAUCUGGGGUAUCUCAAAUGUUGGGUCCCCGACUUGAGAUUGUGUACUGCUUUCUAGAGAUGUUGAAGCAUAGCCAUGUACUUACUCAGUAAUCUGAACUGACCAGGGAUACCCACUUACCAGCAUUUGGUUUAUUGCUGAGCUAGUUGGGGUAUCACUCUUCCAUAACUGUGUUGGAGAAUGGCUCAAGAAUGGGUCUUAAAUUAGGGAAAAAAGCCACUGUUUAGCAGCAUUCAUAUGACCCAAACAUUACUCCUUGUAGCUUUUAAACUACUGUCCCUUGUCGUCUUUUCUGCAGUUUGAAAGGGGUUUAUUAAACUCUGACUCAACAAAAGAAUUUCCUGUACAGCACAUCAUUGUGAGGCUGUUGUGGGUUCUCUACACCUCCUGCUUGUUUUUUUGAAAGGGGUCAAAUCGGAGGAAAGAAGAGGGUGACUGUAGAAAGAAAUAUUAAUUAAGCCUGUCACUGCUCCAGGGUCCAUAUCCUUUGAGCACAAAAAUAUCCCAUGUGGCCCUGGGAAUUGUUUUAUCUGCAGUUGUGGGAAGACAAAAGUAUUUUAUGAACUUGGGUUGAAUUGGAUAACAGAAAACUGCCCUUAGAACGACAUGUCUGUUUGCCUAAUCAGCAGGCACUGAGAUCUAUAGGUCUAGAAAAUAGUCUUUUAAAGGAAAAGUGGAAGGAGCUGUUUUUCUUCACACAUUAAAAACAGAGUACAUACUAAUGGGAAGAAUCUUGCAUGUGGCUUGGAUGUAAACUAAAUAAAAAUAAAGGAGGACAAGAUGACAAGAAGAUCAUGAUCAAUUGAACCAAACUAAACUAAUAAUUUGAAGAGGGUAGUAUAUUUGUCCUGAAAUUCUGGAGAAAGUAGUUUCAGUGGCCUAUAUAGGGUGGAAGGCUGCUUGGAGAGGCACUCAGUGGUAUCUGGUGCUCCCCCUGUCUGUUUGCUGUAUCCACCUAUUGUGCCUGAUCAUCUGCUUGGGAUGUAAGCUCUUUGGUUCAAGGACCUCUGUUGAGAUAUAUAGCAGUACAGUGUUCAGCACAGCGAGUCAGAGCUGCCCCAAUGCUACCAAAUUACAAAUAUAAAAGCAAACCUUUCCCAUCCUCAGCUCCUAUGAUUAUUUAUUCAAAUUGUUGGUGAGAUGUGGUAUGCAUCCUCUAGCCCUCAAGGAGUCAAACUUGGGAUUUGAGUGGCGAGGAAGGGCGAAGCAAUAGGAAUGGGGAAGGCAGCAUAAUUUCAUGAAAAUCUUUUCCGUGUCCAUUGUUUUCAUAGUUAACAUCAGAGAAGUUCUCACAACCAACUAAAAGACAAGGGGAGCCAAUUUUAUUUCACUUCAUUAUGGGGGUGUUCUCAUACUCAUGCCUCCAUAUACCCACAUGUACAUACUCUACGUCCACUGGUUUGUAUUAACCUUGAGUCAACAAGUUAUGCUAGGUAGAGAUUUUGUCUCCUCUACUAGAAUCAGGGUCCCUAACAAUGACAGGAAAUGUAAUGUACUCUAUGCAGUCUCUGCCCACAAUCCCAAACUGCAAUGCCUAUGCUAAAAUGACUUGCAAUGUAAUAGAUGGUAAUGUUUACAUUUUAAUUGUCAUCAUUAGGUUUCAGUUCAUGAAUAACUGAACUGAAUGGGGGAAGUUCCACCAUAGUUCAAUAGUGCUAUUGAUUCUUUCUAAUUGCAGACUAAGAAAGUCAGCUGUACUGAAAGAUUACUUCAGAUAUUUAUUCACAACCAGAAGGGGUAGAUUGUUUCCUGCUGUAGUCAGGAAAUACAGGGUCAAUUUCAGCUCCGACUUGUCUGGUCUUAACAAAUCACUAAACCUCUUUGUGUCCCAGUUUCCUCAAUGUGUAAGGUAGAGAAAGUAAUUUUUACCCAUUUGUGCAAAGUGCUUUAAGACCUAUGACAAAUACUAAAUGGAUGUGAAGUAUUAAUGUUUACUAUUGUGAAAACCAAGUCACAUUUGAAAAUGGAGAAAAACUACCCUCUAGCUAUCUAGGAUGCUUUUCCCUCUUACCACGUGAAACUCAAGCAACCCAAGUCAGUGACACUGGACACAGUGAUGAGAUUCAGGUGGCAUUCCAGGAGUCUCAUGCUGAUCAGUCAAUGUCCUUUCCUGCAAAGGAAAUAAAUAGCUUUUGUUGAUUGGCUAUGUUUCCUCAUUCUGGUCAGAGAAGGACAGGAGCUGGGACUGGCAGGCAGCCAAAUCCAUCUUCAGUGAUGAUAUAAUUACUAAUAAUGACCUCCAGCCCAGGCGGCUAGUUAAGUGGCUUUUGAGGGCACGCACCAACCCUAGUCUGGUUUAUAUAAGAUAAACUCAAUUUUGUUGGAGUGGAAGGGAGUUUAUGUCCUUUAGAGAAGCAGAUCUUCCUGGUCCCAAGGGAACUGUUCCAGCAGUAACAUCAGCCCCCAAAUAGGUCUCUGUCAGGAUUAUCAUAACAGCACGUUGUCCCUCACCAACAUUUCGAUUAGCACAAGGACUUUAAUUUAGGGACAGACGGUGAAAACCUCAUUUUCACUGCUAACCAGUCACCACAAGCACAGGCCCAUUGAUGUCAAUAGGUCUGCUCGGAUAGUAGGGUACUACUUACCAUAAGCAAGGCUGAGCAGGAUCUCUCCCUGGUUGUUAAUCAAUAGAAAAACUGAAAGGGGAUGAUUGAAAACAAUCAGCUGGUAUCCUAAGAGGAAUGUGUGCUCACUUAUAUUAGGUGAACCAUAUGGUGAGAGAAUAUGGAGAGGCGGGUGUUGGGAGAGGGAGGCUAUGCACAGGAUUGAGUGGUAAAGGAAUUGUGCUAUAUCCCCAUCUCUCUUGGUGAAUUGCUAUUUGGUCUUUGCAAGUCAUGGGAGUUUACUGUGCCUCACUUGAACUAGCUGUAAAAUGGAGACAAUAAUACUUAGUAUCGUGGCAGCAGAAGGGGUUUUCUGCAGGGCUUAUGCCUUAAUUUUACAGAAGUGAACCUUAGAAAAUCAGGUCACAAACUCAUUAAUGUUUUAAUGUGUUUUCAGGUCCUUGGGUAGAAGUAUUGUUAUAUUAUUCACUGGUGCAUUUAAAGUAUUCACCCUUAUUGUUGUUUUGGAACACAAAAACUACUUUUCUCAUCUCCGUACAGCCUCCCCCAGGUCUUAUAAGCUCAGCAUUAAGCAGUGUUUCAUACCUUUCUGAUUGUAGCCUUUUUCACAUCUUGACAUCCUUACAGUCUUUCACUCAGUCCAGACUCACUCUUGUCUCGGUUCACUGAAAUGCAUUUUAGGCUUUACAUCUCCAGUGAAUUGAGAGCUGAACUCCAUCUUUUCCAGAGGACUGUAGUUCAGAUGCUUCUCCACAGUCUAAGCGACUGAGAAAACUGACAAAGUCCAUUUCAGGUUAUUCACUUUUCCAUGUCCUGUGAGAAUUUUUCUUUGUCUGGUAGUAAUAUAACAGUGUUAGCUUCUAUCUCACCUGUACAUUCCCAGGAAAUAUCAUACUGGGGGGAUUUUUUUGUCUAUAUGGAAGGGAUUUUAAUUCUGCCUCUGUUACUUAAUAAUUCUAACUUGCUAGCUAACAGGAGGGAAUGGCUGUGUGUCCGUAGUAAUGAAAAUCAGGAUUUUGGUUUUCUUCAAACUGGAUGAGUGUCAAAUAGAAGAUAACCUAUCCCCAGACAUACCCUAUCUUUCAUAGCUUUCCCCAGAAACACAAGAAAUGGGUAAGUUCUUUCCUCACUCUUUCAUUUGUCUUGCUCCUAUGUUCUUAUAGAAAGACAACAGUCAGGAAUUUCCAAAGGCCAACUCCAUUCGAAUUUUGUUGAGGAGCGCUGUCCUAUGCCCUCUCGUCAUAGCUCUUUUCCUUCCCUUAAACUAAAACCUUACUGAAAUUCUUAAAAACUGUGUUCCAAUGCCUGGUUUAAAGGGCUGUGGGCAACCCAGUAAUAAAGGUAGUCCCAAACCAGACCAAAACAUCAGCUCUCAAUAAAUACUCCUAAAAAUACAUGUGUUCAAAAGAUACAUUUUACUAUGUCCCUGAUGAAUGAACCAAUGGGCAUCCUUUACUUUGGAGUGGCUGAAAUUCAAAUAUUGAGUUUAUCAGUGUUGAGUGUUCAUAUACACUUUAUUUAUACUUUUAAAAUACUCUUUAAAAAUGAGGGGGGGCAACAUUGCAGCUCAGCCUUUCUCUCCAGAUGGUAUUGCACUUGACUGUCUUUCUACUGCAGGAAAAGCCAAGCAUGGCUCCCCUUUGUUUACGUCUUUAUGUUUCCAACAGCAUCACAGGUAGGGUCAGCAGCAUUGCACAUGUUCCUGGGAACAGUAAGCAGCAGUUUAGUGACUUGCUGCUGGAAAGGGAGGCUCAGCCGUGUUUAAUGUGUCAUGUUAACAUGCUGGCUCAUUCUUGUGCUGUUUCAUUAACUGAUGACAACAGAAGGCUUACUAGACAAGAUCGGGUGAUCAGUUGUAAGGAGAUGUCCUCUAAAAUAAAUGUUUUCUCUGUUACUUGUGGUAGAGUUGGAAAGAUGUUGUAGGCAUGCUGGUCCAGGAAAAAUGCAAGAGACAAGGAUUUUUGUGGGUGAUAUCUUUGAUUGGAUCAACCGCUGAGUUGGGAGGGAUACAGACAAGCUUUUGAGUAUGAAGUCCUGUGAAAGAAGUAGAGAUGCUCAGGGCACAUCUAUACAGUCUAUUAAUGCACAGCAAUAAACUCCAGCACAUAUCGCUCAGAGUUUAUUGCUCCCAGGCGCCACGUUUGAAUGUGCGCCCAGAACUGCAGC